This is a messenger RNA of Closterium sp. NIES-65, 2022 nucleotides long. The record is from the annotation of a GenBank genome assembly. Lineage: Eukaryota; Viridiplantae; Streptophyta; Zygnematophyceae; Desmidiales; Closteriaceae.
AUGUCGAUCAACCAUUUGCCUGACGACCUUCUUUCCAAAAAUAUCUCACUUGCCGCCACUGCCGCCACCGCCCCCGCCACCGCCGCUGCAGAAUCGACAUCAGAACUUGGCGGCACGGAUAACGGCCAGACUGGCGAGACGAACUUCACAGAUAUCCCCAAUUUUAGCAACCUCGCGGUGGUUUGUAAGCGAUGGUUGUUUCUGAUGACGACCCUCCGCGUCCCUGGCGCUUUUAAGUCAGACUCCCCCGAACUCCGCGGUACCGAGAAGCUCGCGAUGGCGCUUUCCGCCCCCACGAUCUCCGCGCCUGCGCUUUUCCGCACGCUGGCGCUCGCACCGAGCGUUACGGCGCUUUCUCUGGAAGCAUACGCCGUCGAUAUUUACGACGACGAGUUUAUGUCUAGCUUGCUUUCCGCGCGGCCUCGGCUCGCCCGCCUGAGCAUCGGCUCCCCCCGCUUCACCGGAACGCCCCACUUUCGAAUCGGCACAGAAUCUGUCGAGAAUUUCUUCUGCGUCGCGUCGUUGCGCCUGGAGGAGCUCUCCCUGCACGAAUGCCUUGGCCACACGACGAAGCUCCCUGCCUCCAUCGCGUCGCUGUCGUCGCUGCGCGUGUUCCACCUGUGCUCCAAGGUUCUGCGCUCGCUGCCCGACGAGAUCUGCCAGCUGUCUGCCCUGCAGGAACUUUAUCUCACCUGCGCGUUGCUGCAGCAGCUGCCUGGAAAAAUUGGCCAACUAACGAGGCUGGAGCACCUUUCGUUUACGGGUUGCAAAGAAAUGCGGCGCCUGCCGGAUUCGCUCGGCGAUCUCUCGUCGCUCACCUCUCUCCACAUCGACGGCGCGUGGCAGGUGGAUCGCCUCCCGCCUCGCAUCGGCGCGCUGCAGCAGAUGCGGCGACUGGACCUGCGGAAUUUCCGAGGCGGGUUACCAGAGGCAUGCGAAAACUGGGCGAAACUCGAGCAAGUCAAUCUGGCUUCGUGCACUGACAUGCGCAGUUGCCAGCUCGCGUCCGUGCACUCGCUCACGCAUCUCACGAUCAGCGCCUGCCGGGAGCUCCAGUCGCUCCCGGCCAACCUGCCCUUUGCGACGGCAUUGCGCCAUCUAACGCUCGAUCAUCUCGGUUUCAACGUGUCCCUCGAGCCGCUAAGCGGGCUGGUAGCUCUAGAGCGGCUGCACGUGUCAAGCGUCGACCGGGAGGAGCGCUUUCACGAGGUUCUCUUCGCGCUUCCGUCCCUGGUGCACGUGAAAUUGCGCAAUGUCGGGUGGUUCGAGCCGCCCGACGUGACGGAUAUGGAGAACUUGAGGGAGGUCGCCGCCGCAGCGGACACAGCCGCCGCAACGGACACAGCUGCUGCCGCAGCAGCCACUUUCGCAGCAGCAGGAGGUGGGGCAGGUGAUACCACUUACCACGCAGAGCUCGGCCCGUCUCUGAAGAAUCUCAGUAUCGGCCUGGGCAGGACUCUUGAAGAUAUGCUAGGCGGCGCCAGUGACGCGGACGCCUUUCACCGGAAUCUGCCGCCGUGUCUCCCGCUUCUCACCUCCCUCACAAACCUCCACCUUCACAACAUGUACCUGCCGUUGUCCCCUCCGCUUGCCUUUGCCCGCCUGCGCGCUCUCCGCACACUACGCAUCGAGUAUGACAUCACCUUCCCCAGCCACGUGUCCUUUCCAGAAGACCUGGGCCAGCUGUCAGCCUUGGAGUGGCUGGAGCUGAAGUACUGCUCUAUAAGUCCAAGGCUUCCGCAGUCACUCUGUGACCUGGGCUCUCUGCGGCGGUUGUACCUCGGCAGCAAGACUUUAAAGCACCUGCCCACGGAAAUCUCUAGGCUGUCGCACUUACAAGAGCUAAUGAUAUCAUGGUGUUACAGAAUGGAAUUUUUGCCUCCAGGGCUUGGCUCCCUAGGAGCACUACAAAAGCUGAGUAUCAGUGGCGCGUCGGGGGAUUACCUUCCUGACACUCUAGCCGGCUUAUCUUUUCUCGAGGAGGUGUCUUUGGAUCAAUGUUAUGACGGGUUGAUUUUUUAG